GCUGGGGGCGGGUCCUGCGGCACCGCCCGGGAAGCUGCGCGAGGUUCGGCGGCUGCCACCACAUCCUCCUCCUUCAGGUCCAGGCAAGAGGAGCCUGGUCAGGGCCAAGCGAAGGGCUCCGACGGCGCGGGCGAGCGGAACGCCGAGCCAUGACGCACCAGACGGGCAUCCACGCCACUGAGGAAUUAAAGGAAUUCUUUGCCAAGGCGCGGGCUGGCUCCGUUCGGCUCAUCAAAGUUGUCAUUGAGGACGAGCAGCUCGUGCUGGGUGCCUCUCAAGAGCCAGUGGGUCGCUGGGACCAGGACUACGACAGGGCUGUGCUUCCACUGCUGGAUUCCCAGCAGCCCUGCUACCUGCUCUUCCGCCUCGACUCACAGAAUGCUCAGGGAUUCGAAUGGCUCUUUCUUGCCUGGUCACCUGAUAAUUCUCCGGUGCGGCUGAAGAUGCUCUACGCAGCGACACGGGCCACAGUGAAGAAGGAGUUUGGGGGUGGCCACAUCAAGGAUGAACUCUUUGGAACAGUGAAGGAUGACCUCUCCUUUGCUGGCUACCAGAAACACCUAUCAUCCUGUGCUGCACCUGCCCCACUGACCUCAGCUGAGAGAGAGCUCCAGCAGAUCCGUAUCAACGAGGUGAAGACAGAGAUCAGUGUGGAAAGCAAGCACCAGACUCUGCAGGGCCUCGCCUUCCCCCUGCAGCCUGAGGCCCAGCGGGCCCUUCAGCAUCUCAAGCAGAAGAUGAUCAACUACAUCCAGCUGAAGCUGGACCUGGAACGGGAGACCAUUGAGCUGGUACACACAGAGCCCACAGAUGUGGCCCAGCUACCCUCACGAGUGCCCCGAGAUGCUGCCCGCUACCACUUCUUCCUCUACAAGCAUACCCAUGAGGGUGACCACCUUGAGUCUGUGGUGUUCAUCUACUCUAUGCCGGGGUAUAAGUGCAGCAUCAAAGAGCGCAUGCUGUACUCCAGCUGCAAAAGCCGCCUCCUUGACUCUGUCGAGCAGGACUUCCAGCUGGAGAUCGCCAAGAAGGGUCCCUGCCCCAGGGCCCUGCACCCCCUGUCUCUCUUGGUGCAGGCUGCAAUGCUGGCUGUGGCCUUGGCCCUGGGUGCUCUGCCUGCCUUCCUGCCCUGCGAGUUCCAGCAGGGUAGUCUGGUGAACUGCAACUGGCUGUUCCUGAAGUCUGUGCCCCACUUCUCUGUAGCAGCACCCCGUGGUAAUGUCACCAGCCUUUCCUUGAUCUCCAACCGCAUUCACCACCUCCAUAACUUUGACUUUGUCCACCUGCCUAACCUGCGGCGUCUCAACCUCAAGUGGAAUUGCCCCCCGAUCAGCUUCAGCCCCAUGCACUUUCCCUGCCACAUGACCAUCGAGCCCCAAACCUUCCUGCAUGCGACCAAACUGGAAGACCUGAACCUGAGCUACAACAGCAUCACCACUGUGCCCGCCCUGCCCAAAUCCCUAGUAAACCUGACCCUGAGCCACACCAACAUUCUGACACUAGACCAUACUAGCUUUGCUGGCCUGCAUGCCCUGCGCUUUCUAUACAUGGAUGGCAACUGCUACUACAGUAACCCAUGCAGCAGAGCAGUGGAGGUGGCCCCAAAUGCAUUUCUUAGCCUGCGCAAACUCACCCACCUGUCGCUUAAGUAUAACAAUCUCACAGCAGUCCCCCGCAACCUGCCUCCCAGUCUGGAGUACCUGCUGCUAUCCUACAACCACAUUGUCAAACUGACAAGUGGGGACCUGGCCAAUCUGACUGCCCUUCGAGUGCUUGAUGUAGGCGGGAACUGCCGCCGCUGUGACCAUGCCCGCAACCCCUGUGUGGAGUGCCCUAACAUCUCUCUCCAACUGGAUCCUGACACCUUCAGCAAACUAAGUCAUCUUGAAGGCCUGGUGUUGAAGGACAGUUCUCUCCACACACUUGAUAGCACAUUGUUCCAAGGUCUCAGAAACCUCACUGUGUUAGACCUGAGUGAAAACUUUCUCUACGAAUGCAUCACCAAUACCUCGGCCUUCCGGAACCUGACACAGUUGAGCAAGCUCAACCUGUCCUUCAAUUACUGCAAGAAGGUGUCCUUUGCCCACCUGCAUCUGGAAGACUCCUUUGAGAACCUGAUCUCACUGCAGGAGCUGAACAUGAACGGCAUCUUCUUCCGAUCACUCAAUGAGAAUACGCUUAAGCCGCUGACCCAUCUGCCCCUUCUCCACACACUGCAUCUACAAAUGAACUUCAUCAACCAGGCCCAGCUCAGCAUCUUCGGGGCCUUCCCUGGCCUGCACUUUGUCGAUCUUUCAGACAACCGCAUUAGUGGAGCUUCAGAGCUGACAGUCACCACUGGGGAGGCAAAUGAUUGGAAGCAAGUCCAACUGUGGUCUAGGGAUCUCACUCCAGCCCCACUGGACAGCUCCAGCUCUGAAGAUUUCAUGCCUAGUUGCAGGUCCCUCAAAUUCAUUUUGGACCUGUCUAGGAACAACCUGGUGACAAUCCAGCCAGAGAUGUUUUCCAACCUCUCACACCUCCAGUGCCUCAGCCUGAGCCACAAUAACAUUGCCCAGGCAGUCAAUGGCUCAGAGUUCCGGCUGCUGACUGGUCUUCAGGUGCUGGACCUUUCCCAUAACAAACUGGACCUGUACCAUGGGCGCUCGUUCACAGAGCUGCCGAACCUGAAGGCUCUGGAUCUCAGCUACAACAGCCAGGCCUUCGGCAUGCAGGGUGUAGGCCACAACCUCAGCUUUGUGGCCCAGCUGCACACCCUGCAAUUCCUCAGCCUGGCAUACAAUAACAUCCACAGUCGUGUGUCACUGAAGCUCAGCAGCACCUCAUUGCAGGCCCUGGACUUCAGUGGCAAUGCUGUGAGCCAUAUGUGGGGUGAGGGAGACCUCUAUCUCCACUUCUUCCAAGGUCUGAGAGGCUUGCUUCGGCUGGACCUGUCCCAGAACCACCUGCAUACGCUCUUGCCACGCUACCUGGACAACCUCCCCAAGAGUCUGCAGCUGCUGCGUCUCAGUCACAAUUAUCUGGCCUUCUUCAACUGGAGCUGCCUGGCCCUCCUGCCCAAUCUGAAAGCCCUGGACCUGGCAGGAAACCAGCUGAAGGCCCUGAGCAAUGGCAGCCUGCCCAAUGGAACACAGCUCCAGAGGCUAGACCUCAGCAGCAACAGGAUAAGCUCUGUGGACCCAGGCUUCUUUGCCCUGGCAGUGGAGCUGAAAGAGGUCAACCUCAGCCACAAUGCCCUCAAGACGAUUGAGUCUUCCUGGUUUGGGCCACUGACCUAUUCUCUGAAAACAUUAGAUGUGAGUGCCAACCCUUUGCACUGUGCCUGUGGGGCGGCCUUCGUGGACUUCCUGCUGGAGGUACAGAACGCCGUGCCAGGUCUGCCCAACCUUGUUAAGUGUGGCAGCCCGGGGCAGCUGCAGGGAAAGAGCAUCUUCGCGCAGGACCUGCGCCUCUGUUUGGAUGAGAGGCUCUCCUGGACUUGCUUCGGCUUCUCGCUGCUGGCUGUGGCUCUGGGUCUGACUGUGCCUGUGCUACAGCAUCUCUGUGGCUGGGAUCUCUGGUACUGCUUCCACCUGGGCCUGGCCUGGCUUCCCUUGCGGCGCGGCACCCGCGCCCUGCCCUACGAUGCCUUCGUGGUCUUCGACAAGGCGCAGAACGCGGUGGCUGACUGGGUGUACAAUGAGCUGCGGGUGAGGCUAGAGGAGCGUCGCGGACGCCGCGCGCUCCGUCUUUGCCUGGAGGAGCGGGAUUGGCUGCCGGGCAAAUCACUCUUCGAGAACCUGUGGGCCUCGGUCUAUGGCAGCCGAAAGACUCUCUUUGUGCUGGACCACACGGAUCGGGUCAGUGGCCUCUUGCGCACCAGCUUCCUGCUAGCCCAGCAGCGCCUGCUGGAGGACCGCAAGGAUGUCGUGGUGUUGGUGAUCCUGCGCCCGGACGCCCGCCGCUCCCGCUACGUGCGGCUGCGCCAGCGCCUCUGCCGCCAGAGCGUCCUCUUUUGGCCCCACCAGCCCAGUGGUCAGGGCAGCUUCUGGGCUCAGUUGAGCACGGCCCUGACCAGGGACAACCGCCAUUUCUAUAACCGGAAUUUCUGCCAGGGACCCACUGCCGAAUAGCGUGGAGCUUCAGUGGGGUGGGGCCUCACCUCUAGACCUCGCUGCCCGGGAAGCCCAAGCUGCCUCUCUGGGCACCUCCACUGCUUUGCUCCCCACCCGCACGCGAGACCCAGGGCAGGCAAUCAAUAUGCUACCAAGCAGAGUGAUGUAGCCCAUACCUGUAACCUCCGCGGAGGGUUGAGGCGGGAGGAUUGCAAGUUGAGGCCAACCUGAGCAGCAUAGCGAGACCUUGUCUCAAAAAAAAAAAAAAAAAAAAAAAAAAAAGCAAAUAAAUAUAAUUUUAAAAAGAAACGGGGUGGGGGUGUAGUUCACCCCCGGUAGAGCACCCCCGGGUUCAAUCACCAGUACUGCAAAAAUCAACCAAUUAAUAAUAAAUAGUAUAAAUAAAUGAAUGCAACAAAUAAAUUAAAAAAAUAAAAUGCAUGCAUGCAUAUUACUAAACAGCUAACCCUGAGCUUCCCAGAGGUGUGGGUGGGAGAAAAGAAAGGAAAAUUCUGUAGGACUCUAUAAAGUGAUUAGGGAAAAGAGGCAGUUUGGAGAAAAGAGAAAAACGGGGACCCAUAGGACUAAAGUUGGCUGCUAAGGGCAAUUUUGUUCAUGGGCAUCUUUUUAGGGGAGUCUGAAGAUAUUCGGCGAAUGUGGUCUUGGACCUUCACGGAGAGCAAGGGAAGGAUUUCUGCCCUUUUCAACCCUUCCCUCAAUGCCCUGCCUGACCCAUUCCAGGCAGAGCCAGGCAGCUUCUGCUAGGCUUGGGUCAGCACCGUCUUGGGUAUUAAUCUCGGGUAUUUGCCUCUCUCCCCUACUAGACUGAAAAUGGUUUGAGGGCAAAGAACCUGCAAGUCUGGUAUAUUUCUGUCCCUCAGCAAAGUCCUGCUGAGAGGCCAGCUCAGGAGAUGUUCAUUCCAAAGUUUUUAAUAAAUAAUGGAUUUAUGGCCAGUUCAGCUGGUGAUUGCGCCAUCUGGUGGCCAUGCCUAUGCUGGCUUCAAAGACAUAACAGCAAAAUUUUUGUGACUUGGGUACAGGUGCUCAGGCCUUCGUGUUCCCUGCUAUUUACUCAAAUCAAACACAGAGGAGAAUAUUUUAUUUAUGGGUUGGGAGCCUUGUGUGGGCUCUGAUGUGUCCUACUUCCUGAGCCUUCCUGGGGCAGGGAGAAAAUAAAAGCAGUCAUUUCCCCCAGCCAGGGUGGAGUCUUGGGAAAGUCCCCUACUGAGUAGUUCCGAGAUUCUUCUGGGCACAAGCAGGAGCAGGAGAGGAAGCAAGCCCUUGUUUAGGAUACCAUAUUUUACUUAUAGGAAGCACAACUUGGACAGCAAAUCUCUCUGGCAGUUCCAGGUAGACCUUAAUCUCCCCUUACCCCCGCUUGUGCUCUCACAGACUUGGUGUUCUGGAGGCUAGGACCAUUUUAGAGAUGAAGCAUGGGUGUUGUGGUAGGAUCUUGGCUUGAUUCAAAUAAGUUUUGGGGUCUGAGGUACUUGGCUCUGUGCUAUCUAUGGGAUCAGAAAGGGCAGAGUUCCACUGUUUCAGAUCCCGCAGGAGGCAGUCUGAGCUGGGCCACUGUGGGCUGUGUAGAAGGUGGCUCCCACUGCACUGUCGGGAAGGGUACUCAGGGAUGGCUCCAGGUCCUCUCUUCUGGCCAUCCUCACCCACUGACAUUGACAUUGAUUCUGCCAGACCAGGAAAGAGAAAAUUUAGUUCAGAUUUCAAGGGGCUAAAUCCCAGCUCUGGCAUUUGGGUAAUCUUGGGCAGGCAAACUUCCCUUUGGAGUCUCAGCUUGUUCAUUUAUCAAGGGGGUUGACCAGGGCUAUUCUGAAAGCUAUUGUAAGAAUGAAUGGUAAUGUGUGUAAGGUCAGUCACGGUGACCAAAAGGAGGCAGACUAAAAGCUGCUGAACAAGGCUUUAUUGAGAUUCGCUCCGGGGCAAGACCCUCCAGUGGAACAGAGCAGGUCCAGGAGAAUCCACUCAGGCUCAGACGGAUUGGAAUUUUAUUGGGCUUAGGGCAGGAAAGGGAGGUUUUUAGAGUCCCUUGUCCUCCUGGGGUUGGUCAGGAGACCCUGAUGAUUGACAGGUGGUUAUCAAUGCUUGUCUGUCAGUGCCUGAUGUGUUGUAAUUUUGCGCAUACGGGUUGCCUUAGCCACCUCAAACUAACCUAACAAUGAAUAUAAAGGUUUGAAAAACCUAGCAGGGCCUCAGUUGCCAUUAUUAAGUAUUGAGACUUUUACUCAGGACCAUGAGAUGAUAUGGCUUCAAAGUUUCUCUCUCUACCCUGAGAAUGAUCCUCCUGGGCCAGGGAUGGCUCCCAGAGCACCAUGUUCAGAGGCAGAUGUGACUGAAUCAGAAGCACAUGACGCUGGGGACCAAAGCUCUCCUUGGUAGAGUCUGCAGACCUUGGGUGGUUUCCUUGUUGGGGAGUAAGGAGCACCAGAAAAUGUCAUGAUGGGGAAAGGCUACUAAGAUUUUAAUACACAACUCACCCUGCCCUCCCUUGGCACUUUAUUUGGUGUCCAGACUUCUAAAUACUCUUGGCAAACUUCCCACUGUAUUGUAGUUUUAUACUAGACUUGCUUAUAAAAGCCAAACAUCUCAUUUUUAAAUCGUUCUACUUCCUGUAGAUCCUUCCGUCUUUUUCUCAUAACCCCAAGAAGGAGGGAGAGGAAAGUGUACCUCCAAGCCUUCUUCUUCUUUUUUAAAAAAUAUUUUUUAGUUGUAUAUGGACACAGUAUCUUUAUUUUUUAUGUGGUGCUGAGGAUUGAAUCAAUGCCUCACACGUGUGAGGCAAGUGCUUUGCCACUGAGCUAUACAGCCCCACUCGGAGCCUUUUUGACUCUCCUUGUUCUUAUGGAGGAAGACUGGGUCCUAAGUGUUCAGGCCCCCACUAGAGGCAAGCAAUCCUACUUGAAGGAAAGGAGGUGGAGCGCUGUCCAGGCGUGGGAAUGUGAAAGACAAUGGAGAGCCCUGAAGGCCUAUGUGAAGGAGCAGAGCUGGGAAAGUGAGUUGUUACCAGAGCAGGAAGGAACCAUAUUGUGAUUCCAAAGUGCCGGACGUGACUUCCAUCACACCCAGAGGCCUGCCGAGACUAACAGUUUUAUCUGAUGGGACCAUGACUCAGUGGAGCCCUCCCGUGUGCCUCAACAAGCCCAGGCCAACUACCAGCACAACUCUUCCCCAGGGGAGAAAGCACAGUUGCCUUUCUAGAGCUAAGAGGGGGAGUCAAGCCCAAAGAUGCUCCUCACCUCCAGCAGGUUGGUUCUUCUUCAGCACACUUGUUCUUUUUAGUAGACUAAGAUGUUGUCACUGGGGUGCCCUUCAUUCAUUCAACAUUUUUGCUCAUCAUCAACUGUGUUAUCAGAUUCUAUGCUGGAUUCAGAGGGUACAGAAGUGAGAAGAAAGGGCACCUUUCUUCAUAGGGAUAACAUUACAACGGGGGGGGGGGGAUCACUGUGUGGCGACUAUUUAAGAGCAGCAAGGCUAAAGGCCCAGCAAUGGGAGGAAUUCAAAAAGGGGUGCGCCCAACUGGGCACAGUGGCAAGUGUCUGUAAUUCCAGCAACUCAGGAGACUGAAGCCCAAAGAUCAGAAGUUCAAGGCCAGCCUCAGCUAUUUGGUGAGGCCCUAAGCUGUUAGCAUAAUUGCAGCCAUCUUCCUUUUCCCCAUCCCCACUUUAUGAAUACUGUUCUUAUUCCCAAGAAAUAGAAAGUAGCCCAAGAUAAAACCUACCGGCCUGGAGACGUGCUGGUCUCUCCCUGUUCCCUCAUUGAGAGAUAGGAGACAACUUACCGCCCUGAGAUGGGGACGUACUGGUUUGCCUGUUCUCUCCUUGAGAAGAUACAGAGACAUGCCGGUUUCCCUGUUUCCCCUUUGAGAGAUAGGAAAACUGCCUGUCUCUGUUCCCAAGAAACAAACUUGGCUUCCAUAAGAUCAGGAGAUGCUUACUAUGUCAGUCAAGACUAAACCCGCCCCUCACCUGCAGCCAUGAUUCUAGCCUAUAAAAGGUAACAUCCAAGGGGAGUUGCUGCUGCUGUCCCUCUUUUUGCAGAGCAGCCUUGUCAGGCUCCUGACAAUAAACUCGCUUCUUAUCCCA
Marmota monax (woodchuck) is the source of this 8188-nucleotide messenger RNA. RefSeq names its product twinfilin-2. The transcript is spliced from 9 exons. Bases 150 to 4112 code for a protein of 1320 amino acids. Gene Ontology annotation, biological process: positive regulation of interleukin-6 production; toll-like receptor signaling pathway; regulation of lamellipodium assembly. The record is from RefSeq and is a predicted model, not a curated record. Gene Ontology annotation, molecular function: pattern recognition receptor activity; actin monomer binding; actin filament binding. Lineage: Eukaryota; Metazoa; Chordata; Mammalia; Rodentia; Sciuridae. Gene Ontology annotation, cellular component: actin filament; cytoplasm; myofibril.